Messenger RNA from Oncorhynchus tshawytscha (Chinook salmon), 6120 nucleotides. RefSeq names its product trafficking protein particle complex subunit 8 (gene trappc8). NCBI's taxonomy places the organism in Eukaryota, Metazoa, Chordata, Actinopteri, Salmoniformes, Salmonidae. Bases 148 to 4698 code for a protein of 1516 amino acids. Gene Ontology annotation, cellular component: cytoplasmic vesicle; TRAPPIII protein complex; phagophore assembly site. The record is from RefSeq and is a predicted model, not a curated record. The transcript is spliced from 30 exons. Gene Ontology annotation, biological process: protein localization to phagophore assembly site; endoplasmic reticulum to Golgi vesicle-mediated transport. Gene Ontology annotation, molecular function: protein binding.
AGCGAAUCAGGCAACUGUAGAAUUCAACACGGCUGCCUUGCACUGUCAGUAGGGGAGUUUUUUUCAACUCAGAAGCGGAGAGCUUUUCACUAUCGAAAUCCAGAGAGAAAUACAAUUUCGUAGUCUGGGCCUCUCAAGCAGACCGCAAUGGCUCAAUGCGUACAGUCUGUGCAGGAGUUCAUCCAGGACUCGUUUGUUCCAAUGGUGGCUGUCCUGUGCAGCGAAGAUGCGGAAAAAAUUACUCGUAAAAACAACCUUAAUUUCUCGGAGCUGUUAAGACCUUUCUGCCGGUUAACCUCCGAAGGUCACAUGAGGGACCCUAACAACCAGGUGCAGGUGGUGAAGAACCUUCGCAUCAGUGUAAACAAUGUGGUUACACGCCCGUCUGUCCCCACCUCCGGCGUACAUAGCCCCGCCCAGCGACGGCUCCUCAGCGAGGUGGUGUCGGCGAGCCAACCAGCAGAGGGGGGUGUGGCCAAUUUCAUCACCGCCGGAGACUAUGACCUUAAUAUUAGUGAUCGCUCUGUUAAAGCUAGCGUCCCCUGGUACAGUGACUGGAGGGAUACACUAACGGAACUCAGCACCUCCAAGCAUUAUACAGCCACGACUCCCUGGUUUGAGGCGUACAGGGAGAGCUUCCUCCAGUCAAUGCCUGCCUCCGACCAUGAGUUCCUCAACCACUACCUCGCCUGUCUGUUGGUGGUGUCGUCCAGUGAGGCUGUACCAGUGGAGCAGUUCCUCAAGUUGUCUCAGGAGCAGCACAAGAUUCAGCACAAUGGAGAGUACACCAACCCCAAGUGGUUCAUCCCCAACACACUCAAAUACUACGUCCUCCUACAUGACAUGAGCCAGGGGGACGAACAGAGAGCUGACUCUGUGUAUGAGGAUAUGAAGCAGAGGUAUGGUUCUCAGGGUUGUUACCUUUUGAAGAUCAACUCUCGUACAGCAGCAGCAGGAACAGAUGAACAGAUACCGGACCCAUGGAGCCAGUACCUUAACAAGAGCAGUCUGCAAAGCCAGGAUCAGUCUGAGGAGCCAGCCCAAACCCCUGUAGUGGUGAACAACACGGCUGUAGAGAACAACAUAGGAGGAGCACCCGAGAUGGACGGAGCACCAGAGAUGGACGGACAUGACUCAGCAGAGAAUGACGGAGUCUCUGUAAACAGUCUGGACAACACCCACCCUCUCCAGCUGGAGACUGCCAUUGACAUGCCCGGUAGCCUGGACUCCCUCAGGUCCGUCGCCGCGGAAACCAAGACUACGACAGUUUACACAGGAGUGGCGGCGGGCACCAGCCAUGGAGCAUGUCUUACGCUGAACGACCACAACCGCCUAAGACUAUUCAUCCAGGAAUUUACCUUCAGGGGACUACUACCUCACAUAGAGAAGAACAUCAGACAGCUCAAUGACCAGCUGGUCUCCAGGAAAGGCUUGAGUCGCUCUCUGUUCUCAGUCACUAAGAAGUUGUUUGGAGGAGGGAAAGUUCCAGAGAAGAGUAUCGCUGAGCUGAAGAACACUUCCGGCCUUCUCUAUCAUCCAGAAGCCCCUGAGCUGCAAAUCAGGAAGAUGGCUGACCUGUGUUUCCUGGUUCAGCACUAUGAGCUGGCCUACAGCUGCUACCACAUGGCCAAGAAGGACUUCUUAUCUGACCAGGCCAUGCUCUAUGCCGCUGGGGCUCUGGAGAUGGCAGCAGUGUCUGCGUUUCUCCAGGGUGGGGCUCCACGGCCGUAUCCAGCACACUAUAUGGACACGGCAAUUCAGACCUACAGAGAUGUGUGCAAGAACAAGGUCCUAGCUGAGCGUUGUGCUCUGUUCAGUGCUGAGGUACUGAAGAGUCAGGCCAAGUACUCUGAUGCUGCUACCCUCCUCAUCAAGAUGACCAGUGAGGAUUCUGAUCUGUGUUCUGCCCUCCUAUUGGAGCAAGCAGCCCACUGCUUCAUUAACAUGCGAAACCCCAUGGUUAGGAAGUUUGCCUUCCACAUGAUCCUGGCAGGACACCGCUUCAGCAAGGCAGGACAGAAGCGUCAUGCGUUGCGGUGUUACUGCCAGGCCAUGCAGGUGUAUAAGGGUAAAGGCUGGUCCCUGGCUGAGGACCAUAUCAACUUCACUAUCGGCCGCCAGUCCUUUACGCUGCGCCAACCAGAGAACGCUGUCUUAGCCUUCAGACACAUCCUCACCAACGACAGCCAGCAGACCGCCACACAGCAGGGAGCCUUCCUCCGGGAGUACCUCUAUGUCUACAGGAAUGUGCCAGGGGUGUGUGAGGUGGCACUACCCCAGCUGCCCCUACCCUGCAUCAACAGCUCUGCUACCAGGGUCUACUUCGGCCACGAACGCCGCCUGGCAGAGGGUGAGAAGCAGGCUGCCACCCAUGUGUCCUUGGACCAGGAGUUUGACCAGGACCUAGCUGCCGUGUGGCAGGACCUCGAGGAACAGGUGGUUGCCGCCGCCAACCGUGGGGUUGUCCCGUCAACCUUCUACCCUACCCAGUGCUGCCUCAACAGUCAGACGGACAAUCUCCACUUCCCGCUGGCUGUAGUAGAAGAACCCAUCAUAGUUGAGGUGGUGUUCCGGAACCCUCUAAAGGUUCCGCUGGUUCUCUCAGACCUCUCGCUGCUCUGGAAGUUCACGCUCAAAGACUUCUCUCGACCACAACCGCAGGACAUCAUGGUUGGAGACGCUGUCACCAUCACCAAUGAGAAGGAGGCCAUCGCUCCCAGGACAGUGCAGAAAGAUGGCAUCAUCACCACAGAAGUCAUCCCAGAGUUCUUCAUGAGUCCCGAGGAGACAAGAGUGGCUCGUCUGAAGCUGCUUCCUCGCCAGACUGGUCAGCUCACCAUCCUGGGUCUAGUUUAUAACCUGGCCUCCACCUCUUCUACUGGAGACUCUACUAUUAACAGCAACAGUUUCUCGCAGAACCAAGGUCCCUCAGCGACUGCGGGGACAUCGGUUCGUGGUCGACAGGACCUAGAGAUUCAGGGACCGCGGUUAAACCAGAGCAAGGAGGAGAAGACCUCUGUCAGCCACGGUCCUGACCGACGUCUUGACCCCACCAUCACCCCUCCCAUGCCCCUGCUGGAGGUAUUCUUCCUCCAGUUCCCUACUGCCCUGCUAUGCGGUGAAAUCAGGAAGGCCUACGUAGAAUUCUGUAAUGUGAGUCACGUUCCCCUGUGCGGCCUGCGGGUGGCGUCCACGCACCCAGACUUCUUUACCUUCGGAAGCUCCUCCCUAGCCACACCCCUCACCCCCCUCAGCCCCACCUCCUUUGAGAACUGUUCUGCCUACAAGACCCUGGCCACACCCCCAGGAGCCACGCCUGGGUCGGUAACCGCGGUAACGCUGGUGUCGGCGGCUGACUUUGGGUCGGGAGGAGGAGGAGUGUUUGGUACGGGGGGUAAAAGGGUAGCAGAGAUGCCUCUAGGAGAGGGAACGCUAACGCCUGGAGAAUCUACCCAGCUCCCCCUGUGGCUAAGAGGACCAGACCAGGAAGGAGUCCAUGAGAUCAACUUCCUGUUCUACUACGAGGGCGCCGAGAAAGGAGGAAAGAUCAGUCACAGGGUGCUGCGUCACACAGUAUUUAUCUGUGCCAGUCGUUCUCUGUCGGUCCGGGCCACCGCCUGCCGUAGUAACACACUGCCCGAGGAGGAGGGGAGGAAUGGCAGCAUGCUGGUCUUUGUUGAUGUGGAGAACAUCAACACAAGUGAGGCUGGGGUGCGUGAGUUCCACAUUGCACAGGUCUCUAGCAGCAGUAAACAGUGGAGACUACACAAGUGUAUAAACCCAGCAGAAAACAAAGACUGCAAACUCACCACCAGAGAGAGGGGCAAGCUGUGCUUCAGAGCAACACGAUGCAAACCCCACGAAGCUACCUCAAAGUCACUAGAGAAGUACACCUUUGCAGACCUGAGCCUUGGAAAUGAACAGAUCAUCAGCUCCACCACUCCGUGUGCAGACUUCUUCUUCCGGAGGUGUCAGCCCUCGGAGUCUUGGAGACCGCUUAUUGCCGUGGAGACACAGGGGAGACAUUCCAGGAGUCAGGGGGCGGGUCCUGGGGGUGGGGCUGAGGAUAUAACAGGUGUGGUCAGGAAGUGCAACGAGGUGGACCUCGACAUUAUCGUCCUCUGGAAGGCAUUUGUUGUUGAAGACAACAAGCAGGUGAUCUUGGAAGGACAGCUUCAUGUGGCACUACAGACCAUUGGCAAAGAGGCCUGCUCCCUCAGACAGAAAGAGGAGGCUCAAGAGAUGGUGCUGCUGAAGUUUAAACCAGAGCUUCCUCCUCCUAUGACACGGCCCUCCAUGGAACAGCUCUCCCACCUCAUCAAGACCAACCUGCACUACCCCGAAAGCCACAGCCACUCCUUCGUACAGAAGAGUCUCUGUAUGGUUCCAGUCAUUUUGACUCUAUCUAACUGCUCCCUGGCUCAAGUUGAUGCCAUCAUUGACCUUCGACACAAAACUACCAGUCCUGAGUCUCUUGAGGUGCACGGUUCAUUUACAUGGCUGGGCCAGACUCAAUACAAGCUGCAGUUGAGGGCACAGGAAGUGAUGCGGCUGCCGCUGAGAGCCGGCUUCCUGCAUGCGGGCGUCUAUAACCUGGGAACUCCACGGGUCUUCGCCAAGCUGGCGGACCAGGGAGCCAUGUGUGAGACCAGCCAGCAGACGGCCACGCCUGCACUAAUCAUCAUUAACAGCACCUGAACAUUGUCCUGCCCCCCAUCAUCAACUAUGAAUUAACCACCAUCUGUCAAUCAUCACUACUAAGACUCCCCAUUUGUUGGCAACAACAGGGUUGAGAGCUCAGAGACCCACCCAGCAAGAAAUAUCUUCCAAAUCCCACAUCACCCGCUCUUUACGAUCAACAAUGCUUGAACACUGGGCUGUCUUCAUUAGGCAUAAACCUGAAGAAAACCGUGAGGGACUAUUUGAAAGGCUAUUUUUCAUUUUCUGUUGCAAAAGGUUUUACUACAGUGUGCCCUAACGAUUAGGAUCCUAAUUCUGCCUGCCCGCCCACCCAACAAUAACAAUGAACAAUUAUCUGCAAAUCACCACUACCAAGGCUCCCCAUUGGUUAAGAAACUGUUGAAAGCUCGGAACCAGCUACCAAGCAGAAAUAUCUUUCCACCAAGUCUCAAAUCAUCCACUCCACUCCCUAAAAAUUUGACCCAUUUUUCCAAACUAGUACACUCAAUACUGGACUAAGGAAAGCAGUUUUGAUGUAAGAUGUAUUUAAAAAUAGAUAUGGAAUUGGGCAUCAAUUGAGCUUGUAACCACUGCGAUGGUCAGACUGUUGUUAAAUAAACCCCCCAGUAGCUAUGUUAUGUCCCAGCAACAAAGCAAAGCAUCAUGGACUUACAUGUGGAAGAAGGAUCUGUUUUCUCUGUGUAUUAUUCCUCUGUCAUCUCAGCUGAUGCACUUUGGUUUUGACCUUUUUUUAUUUGAUGAAAUUGACCUGUGAACGGGGAGGAGAACAGACACGCUGUUGCCAUCUGAGUUUACAACAUCUGUCUCCUACGACACUGGUGUCAUCUGUCUACCGCCAGAGAUGUAUUUUUAUUUUUAGUGUUGAAAAACUAAUCGCAUGUUGUUGAGCAGUUGUCACCGUGGCGACAGAUGUAGUUUACUUCUUGGAUUAACCAGGAUGAGAAAGUAGGAAAAACUGCCACUGCCUCAAUGAGACUGACUAUGACCAGGGUUUUCUGUUGUGUGGUCACAUGGACCAGACCAUCAGCACAUCACAAACAUUUUAGAAUAUGACCCAGCGUUUAACCACUAUACUACAGUAUGUGACUGACAAACAAACUCUGACUGAGAGGUUCUAAUACAGAUACUGCCUGCUCACCUGUCUGUGAGCCUGUAGUCCAUCUGGACCGACCGUGCUGUCAGUCACCACGUGCACACAUUUCGUUUUCUACAAAACAAACAAACAAACAAACGUAUGAACCAGUAAAGUCAACAUGAUCCCUAUACAUCUCCCUCAUUGGACCUCCACCUUGUGCUCAAGCUGUUAUUUAAAUGUAUGUAUUUACUCAAAUGCUUUUCAGAUUAUGUAUUAUAUUUAUAACAAAUUUACUGUAAAUAUAAAUAAAAAUGUAACCAAUGAUGUGGGCUGUGAGAAAGUAA